AUGUCGUUGGAAUCCUUCGCUUUGAAGCACUUCGGUACCGAUGAUCUCGAUGAAGUUCGUAAAGAAUUUGACAGAUACAAAAACAUACUGGAUGCGCCUGGUCCUCCUGAGGAAGAUUGGAGCAGACUCAACUUACCGUACUUUGCACCUGAUCCCUCGUUGCCGCCACUGCCGACAGUCAAUGAUAUCAAAGAACUCGAACGCACAGUCUAUGCCGACUACAUAAAAAACCCUGGGAAUAGAUUCGAGCUGGCCCAUGUCUGGCGUUACAAUCAGGUAUAUGCCAUCAAAUUCUCCCUAAAAAAAAACCUUCUCCAAGAAGCAGAGAACCUACUUUUCCUGCAGGAUCACAAGGUUAGAUCUACAAAGGUGUACGCCAUUUGGUCCGACGACAGCGCGGAUUUGUGUAGAUGGCAUUCCAUUGCCCGGGGACGCAGGCUCUACUUCCUCGUUACCGACUGGGUUGAUGGGAUAGCCUUGGAUGAAGUCAAGUGGAAAGGCUUCGACAGGGAAACAAGGACAAAGCUUUGCCAUAAGAUAGGUGAGCAACUCAGGCUAUUGCGAUCGGUCCCACCUCCACAUCCAUCUUAUUAUGGCCGAAUACACAACCAACCAUUUAGGCCUUUAACUGUGUUUUCAGGGUAUACAGGAGCAGUUGGGCCAUUCCAAACCUACGAAGAUUUCCUUCGCCAAGUCAUGGAUGGCCUGGAGAUUCAUGCCCUCCAUCGACACAUUACGAACCCCGAGUUCAGGUACUUUCCCCUUUUGGACCUUCUUCGAUCUGUGUUCAACGACUCUCUAAACUCCUGCUCAAAAGCUAGAGAGUCAAAACUCUCACACAUGGAUCUUAACAUCACAAACGUUAUGCUCAAACGACCAACCUCAGAUUCUUCCAUCUCUAAGGAUGUUGAAGACUGGGACGUCCAAAUGAUUGACUUUGAGUGGUUGGCCUGGCUACCUGCAUGGGCAGAAACGGCAGUAGUAAUGGACCGAUUUCCACAAUUCGAAGAUGAGUUUGAGGACAAUGGGCUGUAUGAUAUAUCUGGGGGACUUCAGCCGUUCUGCUUUGCGGAAGCAAGUUUCAUCAAUAUAUGUCUCGGUCACUUUGGUGCACAAGGAGCCCUCUGA
Aaosphaeria arxii CBS 175.79 is the source of this 1128-nucleotide messenger RNA. RefSeq lists its product as uncharacterized. The transcript has a single exon. The record is from RefSeq and is a predicted model, not a curated record. NCBI's taxonomy places the organism in Eukaryota, Fungi, Ascomycota, Dothideomycetes, Pleosporales. The coding region runs from base 1 to 1128 and encodes 375 amino acids.